Molecule: messenger RNA, 1709 nt
Organism: Melospiza melodia melodia
Lineage: Eukaryota; Metazoa; Chordata; Aves; Passeriformes; Passerellidae
Product: bile acid receptor-like
Exons: 11
Coding region: 183-1709 (508 amino acids)
Biological process (GO): bile acid signaling pathway; positive regulation of transcription by RNA polymerase II; cell differentiation
Molecular function (GO): nuclear receptor activity; zinc ion binding; RNA polymerase II cis-regulatory region sequence-specific DNA binding
Source: RefSeq, a predicted model, not a curated record
GAGCCGCGGCGUGGCUCUGCCGAGUGUCUGGAGCCCGGGCUGAGCACACAAACUGAUAAAUAGGGAAAGGCAAAGGCCUGUGGGCUCCAGCUGCAGCAGAGCUGGGAGAGGAGCUGUGCCUGGAGAGAGGAGCUCCCUGCAGCCACCGUUGCUGUUUGAAGGCUGCUCCCAGAGCAGAGUGGAUGAAGCAGUGCAGCUGGGAGCAGAGCAUGGCCAACACCUUUGUCACCGUCCCUGAUGGGUACGGCCUGCCCGAGCCCCUCCAGUACUAUGAUGUUUUACCGGAGCACAUCAACUACCCGCUGCAGGACGCGGAUUUCCAGGCUGGCCCGUACUGCCAGUACUCGGCGGUGCCGGUGCCAGCGCUGCAGCCGCAGCCCGGCCCGGCCCCGUACGGGCCCUACAGCCUGGAGCCGCCCUACGGCGACGGGCCCUGCGUGGGCAGCAGCUGCGAGCUCAGCAAGGGCCCCUUCCCGGCUCCCCACGGGGAGGACGGGGCGUUCCAGGCGCUCAAGAGGCCGCGGUUGAGCCCGGCGGUGAGGCUGAAGGGGCAGGAGGAGCUGUGCGUGGUGUGCGGGGACAAGGCCUCGGGCUAUCACUACAACGCGCUGACCUGCGAGGGCUGCAAAGGCUUCUUCCGGCGCAGCAUCACCAAGAAGGCGGUGUACCGCUGCAAGAGCGGGGGGCACUGCGAGAUGGACAUGUACAUGAGGAGGAAGUGCCAGGAGUGCCGCCUCAAGAAGUGCAGAGCUGUGGGAAUGCUGGCAGAGUGUUUGCUGACUGAAGUCCAGUGCAAGUCAAAGCGACUCAGGAAGAAUUUCAAGCAGAAGAGCAGUUUCCUUUGCAACAUAAAGCUGGAAGAUGAGGGACUGAAUAGUAAGCAAGUAUCAUCUACAACAAGAUCUGGAAAAAUAUCAGAAAAGAUGGAACUUACUCCAGGAGAACAUCAGCUUCUUGACCACAUUGUAGCAGCUCACCAAAAAUACACAAUUCCCCUUGAGGAAGCCAAGAAGUUUCUACAGGAAACUGCAAGCCCUGAGGAGAGUUUCCUCCACUUGUCUGAGACAGCUGUUGUCCAUGUCCAGGUGUUGGUGGAUUUCACAAAAAGACUCCCAGGGUUUGAGAGUUUAGCCAGUGAGGACCAGAUUGCUCUGCUGAAAGGGUCCACAGUGGAGGCAAUGUUCUUGAGAUCAGCCCAAAUUUACAACCAAAGAAUGAGCGAGUGCCAGCCAUCAACCAGUGAAAGUCAUGUAAGACUUUCUGAUCACGGGCCAUGUUGUCAUGUUCAAAACCUUGAUAAAAACAAUAUUUAUUCCAUGGAAAUGUGUCAUAAUAAAGAGAGGCCAACUUCUACUACUACCACAGGCAUAACUGAGGAGUUCAUCACCGCCCUAUUCUACUUCUACAGAACCAUGGGGGAACUCAAAGUGACCGAGACCGAGUACGCUCUGCUCGUAGCAACAACAGUGUUCUUUUCAGACCGCCCGCUGCUGAGGGACAAGCGCCACGUGGAGGAGCUGCAGGAGCCGCUGCUGGGGAUCCUGUACAAGCACUCGAAGCUGCAGCACCCGCGGGACCCGCAGCGCUUCGCGCGGCUUCUGGGGCGCCUCACGGAGCUGCGUUCGCUCCGCCAUGCCCACGCGGGGGCGCUGCGCGCGCGGGACCCGCGCCUGGCCGCGCCGCUGCGCGACCUCUGGGACCUCCACUAG